AUGAAGGGGUCAUGGUGUGGCCUGGUCGUGGUCGCAUGGUCUGUGGCAUCGUCUUGGGCAAGCCCCUUGUCCUCAUCAGACUUCGCACUUCAUUCGUCCUCUGAAACAGACCUGAUGAUACGGAGGGGGAUUGAACUUGCGCACACUCGAGAGUUGGAGAAACGACUCUCGGAAGAGUUCUCUAUGGAUAAAACCUGGGACAACGAAACGCUUUUCGGCGGCUCGUGGACAGAUGACGUGGAAGAUGCAACUGGAAAGACAGCUCUUUCCGUUGUCUGCCUGCACUGCUACACCAAAGGCACUGUGACGGCCAGGUUAUGGGAGGACCUCUUCCAUCCAACUGUGCGGCUCGAGUUUGAUCAAGUUGAAGCAUACGCUUUCUUGGGAGUAGAGACAAGCGCCAGCGGCACCUUUUCCAUCAACCUCUUUGCCUCGCAGUCCCCUAUAGGGCUUGCAUUUCCGGGCUUGAGUGUCGGCGUCGUGUUCUUCGUGGAUCUGGUGUUCAGCUUGUCUGAGCAGAUCGACCUGACCGGGGGUUUCUAUGUGAAACUGGCAGACGAUGCUUACCUCGAAGCUGAUAUCUUCGGUGGGGAUAUCACGGAUUCCUUCUUCGAUGGCAUCAGUAGCAAGUCUAUCCCGGUCACUGUCAAGUCUGGUAGCGCCACAUUCAAGGCGGACCUCCGACUCCGUGUACAGUGUGGUGCCGAGACAUCUCUGGACAUCAUCGGCAUUGGCAGCGGUGCCGUUGUCGGGAUUUACGCCAAUAUCAUAGAGUUCGUCGCCGUUCUAGACUCGACGCCGGACUGUGCUUUGCAGGCCAGAGAGUGGUGGGAUCUCAACGUUGGCGCCUAUGCGCACCUCGAUGUUGUUGUGGACUAUACUACUAUCGGGCCGGUGCCAACCGUCUCGACCACGUUGCUGACAGCUCCCACCAUGACACAAUGCUUGAUAGAGGCGAGUGCAUCAAGUGCUUUGACGGCGACCUUGCCAGAAACCGCGGCAACGACUCGCACAACAACAGCCUCGCAGUCCGGCAGAGAAGGAACUUCGGCUUACUCCUCCUCAGCCCUGCAAUCAAGCUCGUGGGCGGAAACAUCCACCAGCCCCUCCACAUACUCAUAUCUAUCCGAAACCUCCUCAAUCACUUCGCCCCCUGGGCUCAGUACCUCCGCGCCCCCCUCCGUGGCCUCCAGCUCAAGAUACCCAUUGAUCAAUUCGACAACAACAUCAGCCAAUGAUACUGGACUGGUCACGUCCACCAUCUAUUCCACGACCGCCUACACCCUCACAAGAUGCGCAGCUGACGUCAUCAACUGCCCGGCCUCGUACCAGACGGAGGUUGUCGUGACCCGGACUCUUGACGUCUACACCACCGUCUGCCCGGCCUCGGCGCAGGUAGCCACGACCCCCCUUGGGACUCCACUGUUCUCUUCUCCCUCCUCACCGUCUGCCUCUACAUUGGCCGCCCUAGCUACACCAACAGCGGUGCACAUCGUCACUGACCAGGUGGUCAUGCUGACUCCUUGCGCCACCCCCAUCGUGGACACCUUCGUGCCGCCGCCUGUUUCUACGGCUCCGGUGGUCGAGCACAUCGCCGUCGCUGGCUACACAUCCUCCGCCUCGACCGGCCAUUUGAAUCAGUCGAUCACGAGUUCAGUAAGGCCACAAUCUUCCAGUGCAACUAAACCGUCUUUCGUGGCCUCUCAUGGCACUGGGAGUAAAAGCGUGGCCUUGUUUACGCAGGCGCCGAUGACCGCGGGCGCAGUUUCUAACGGCAAGUCUGUGCUGUUCGCAUCGGUCUUCGUGGUAGGUGCACUCGCUCUGCUCCAAUGA
Molecule: messenger RNA, 1833 nt
Organism: Neoarthrinium moseri
Lineage: Eukaryota; Fungi; Ascomycota; Sordariomycetes; Amphisphaeriales; Apiosporaceae
Exons: 3
Coding region: 1-1833 (610 amino acids)
Source: RefSeq, a predicted model, not a curated record